Plasmopara halstedii is the source of this 5538-nucleotide messenger RNA. RefSeq lists its product as hypothetical. The transcript has 6 exons. NCBI's taxonomy places the organism in Eukaryota, Oomycota, Peronosporomycetes, Peronosporales, Peronosporaceae. The record is from RefSeq and is a predicted model, not a curated record. The coding region runs from base 1 to 5538 and encodes 1845 amino acids. Gene Ontology annotation, molecular function: calcium ion binding.
AUGGCGCAGCCCGGCGAGUUCCUUACAAAUCUUACGCUAGAUGGUGUACGCGAAGGCGCCUACAUGCUUUGUAAACACUCUGACGAUUUGCUAGGUCACCACGCCCGGCAGAUUUUUCGCGAAAAAGCAGCAUCAAUGCGCGCAGAAAACAGUAUCUACUAUUACCUCAAAGAUCUGAUGAAAAAGUUUGGCUCGCAGCAACAUGUAUCCAAGAUCAAGAAAAUUAUAAAAGGUGAACCGCAACAACUUGUGCUAGAAGAACAUGAAUUUCGAAAACUCAUUGCCAGCGACCCGGCUUUUGAGAGUGCCGUUCCGAACGACCAGGUAGAUGCUCUUUUUCAUCGCCUUGAGUGUGACGACUGCAAACUACUAUUGCACCGAGACUUUGUUGAGUUUUGCCUACUGGAUCAAGAUCAGCUCCGAUUACUGUUAUUUAAGUAUCGGAAACACCUUAAAAGUCUAGACUUGACGGACAUUGAAAUUGCAGAUACUUUCAAGCGACUAGCAUCCCCUGAUGGUACGGCAAUGGCACCAGAACUAUUUCAUACUGCCAUCAUGCGCGACGUAGAUGUCGUGCUCACAACUGGGGAGCUUGCUUUUGUUAUGAACAUUAUGGAUUCUGAUCAGGAUGGUUUGGUGAAAUUAAAUGACCUAGAAUCUCUUCUUAAAGAUGAAAAAAAGGCUGAAGAGCUAAUUCACCCCGCUCUGGAAAAUGGGGUCGUUGAACUCAAGAUAUCAACUAAUAACUUGGAAGAGAUGACGUUACAGAGAGGUCACUACAUUCAGUUACAUCCAAAUCUGCAAAAUGCAAGCGGUUCUUGUCCUAUGUACCUCUGGUUUCGAAAAGCUGCGAGAGAAGAAGGAAAAGCUGCUAUCUCAAAUAUAAAGCUCGCCUCGAGCUCUCGAGACACAGAGCUGGUAUCCAAGGGUUACACUUGUUUACAGCAGGAUAUAAGCAAAGGCGGAACCUUUGGAAAGCACAAGUACAUUUGGACUAGCCUUGUACCCUCAAGCGCACAGAUGACCAAUGAGCUGGUUGAUUUGUCACUAACUAGCGGAGACUUAAGUGACGAAAAUUCCGCGCGCUUAUGGCUACCCCGCCAUCGUGGCUUUAAACUGGUAGCCGGUAAUUUCAUUCAAAAAAGUAACAAGCAUGGAGUAUUUCUGUGGAUACGACGGCGCCAGACGUUACUAACCGAUUUGGCCGAACCAUCCAUCUUGAAUCAUAUGAUGGCAUCCCCUCGAACACGGACAAGUGUUCACCGCCACUGUGAUGAUUUGGAAUCACAAGUUCGAAAAUGUCUAAGACGAAACUGUCCAAUUGAUCAAGAUUGUUCAUUGAAUUUCAGUCGCCUUUUUGAUGAAUUCGAUCCCAAGAGAGUAAGGGCUAUCACGAAACAAGCGGUUUUGGCUGGAAUUGAGACACUCGGCCUUAAAAUGGACAAAAAGGACUUUAGACUUGUAUGGGAACGUAUCAACCCAUUUGGCGCAAAAUUAAUUUCCCUAGGGACGUUUACUCAAUUUUUAGAGCUUACGGACUCUGAAAUUGAUGAUUUAGUGAACUCACUCCAGCGUACGAUGACGACGCGAUUCGGAAGCAGCGUUCCGAACUACCGACUAAUAUUUCAGUCUUACAAUGCACUUGGGGAUGGAAAACUAAGUCGAUCCGACUUUCAGCGAAUAUUUGCAACUAAUCAGCUGAGCUUCACUAAUAGCGAACUGAGUAAAGUGAUUCAGCGUUUUGAUGUCAACAAAGAUGGUUUUGUCGACUAUUCAGACUUUUUGAGCUACGUUACUGGAGUUUGUGACGCGUCUGCUAGAGCCGCGAGACGAAUUGCUGAAGCCGCUGACGAUUUUCGAGUUUGGGCACUCGAAAAUCAGAAUAAAAAGCUAGCGAAAGACGGCAUACUUGACUCAGCAUCUGCAUGGCGUCUACUAAAGCCCAAACACGGUCGACUUGAUUCCAUGACUAUCAAUCAUGUCCUACGUCAGCGGAGCAGACGAUUGACCGAGGAUCAAAUUUUCUUGCUGCAAGUGUUGAUAGCACCAUCGACAAAUGGAGAAGUUAACCAGGCAGCCUUUCAUGCAUUUAUCAAUCACGUACCAAAAAAAAUCCCGACGGUGGUGUAUGAGCUACAAAAGCUGGUCGGCUCUGAACCUUUGAAGUCGGGCAUCGAUAAAAUCUACAAUCGUUUGAAUAUAGAAGCAAAUGGAAAGUUGGCAUUAGUUAAAUUAUCACAGCAAUUGAAUGCACUGGCAGUGGAAAACUUGACGCGUCAGGUUGACUUAAAGGAUUUGGUAUAUGUGGUUCAGUUUACUGGGGCUUGUUGUGGAGGUGAUGGUGCGGUGCUACUUGACCGCUUUCUUUCAGGAAUCCGAGAAAACCAGGAUCGGAGAAACAUGAAAAGCGAGUUUGGCACGCACUAUGAUAGUCCUCAAUUUCUUGAAGGGGUUAAUUUACUCCGCGACGAGAUUAAGCGAUGUGCUAAAACUCCUGAUGGCAAAUUUGACUACAUGAUUCCAUUCCGCAUUUUUGAUAAAGACAGAUCUGGGCAUAUUGUUUUGUCUGAAUUUGAAGCCGCUAUUCGUGAGCUUGGCGUGAAUAAGUACCUGAAUGAUCAGGAGAUAAAAGGACUGAUGCGACGAUUUGACCCAAAUUUGUCUGGUGCGAUUAAUUUUAACGAGUUUCUUCGAUUUAGUCUUGCUGAGUCGUCUUCAUCAUCUAAUCGAAGGCUUAAUACUGUCAUUUUGCCGAAUCCCAAUCUGCAACGGAUUCUUGAUGACAUCGUUAUAAAUGAACGCCUCACAAAUGGGAACGCAGAGGCGUUUUGUGGCUCACUUAAGAGGAUGUUCAUUAUAAUUGACAAAGAUACUACCGGUCUCGUGCCUUUUAAUCGUUUUGUAGAGACGCUUCAAGAGAUGAGUAUUGCCGUACCAAAGGCAGAUAUGGAUGUCAUUAAAACAAUGUUCGGAGAUGGCAAAGGUACUGAAAAUGUUCAAUAUGAGCGCUUUUGCGAAGCGAUAACACAAAAAUGUCAACAUUAUCGAGAGUCUCAGCCAGCAUUUUAUAUACCAGCGUCGGAAAUUCUCAAUUUGCUGGAAACAUUGCAUCAACAAUUUACUCAAUUGGAACCCAGUAUUCAAGGUUCUGACAUUUAUAAAGCUUUCGGAGUGGAAAAUAAUAUGCCUAAAAGCGUUUAUGUGUCGGUUGACGACCUUAAAGACGUGUUGUGGGCUGUGGGCGUGCAUCAUCCUUACCUUCGGGAAGAACUUGAAGUAAUAAAAAUUUCAUUUCAGCUGCACCAAAAUUCUGAGUUUGAUGUUGCGCUUUUCCAGAAGUUUCUAUCUGAUGGCCCGAGAGCUUUCCUUGCAGGCACAUCUUACCUGUUCGACAACCACAUAAAACGACUCUCCAACGAGUUGUUCUCAUUUUUGUCUUCGGAAAAAGAUGCUGGUGUGCGCUUAUUCAGUCUCUUUCCAGAAGUCGAUACCAAUCUGAAUGGAAUAAUGUCGAAAGAUGAAUUUUUGCAUUUGCUCCAAAAAGCUGGUGUUCGCAAGUUUUUUGGAUCAGAAGAUGAAAAGCUUUUAUUACAAUUCCUCAAAGGAAAUGGCGACGAGGCGUUAUCGUACGCGGACUUUAUUUCUUUCGCCAAACAAGCUGACCAGAAGCUCAAAUCACUUGCUGAUGAACAAUCUGAUACCUUACCGUGUAAGUCCCAAAGCGAUGAAGCACCAUAUACUGUAAUUGUUUCACCGACAAUCGCUGACAAAACGUCAGCUGGAAAUACUUCAUCUAGCAUUAUUCCACCACAACAUUUUGAGCAACCGCAUGCCCUUUUGUUAAGACAGAUUGGUAAAUUGAACAGACUUUUACGUCCACAAUUUCCGUUUGCAACAUAUUUUAGCAAGUAUCGACUUGAUCAAAAUGAAACGAGGGUAACAGUUCAGAUUUUUGAGAAGAUCAUCAAUAAAUUUUUGGACCGUUUAGUCAUCCAGCGUGUUGUGUAUAACAUGAAGAACAUGGACAUUGAGCUAUUGAUACAAUCUUAUACUGUAACGAGCGACGAAGGUGCGUAUAUAGAUUAUGAACUCUUUCUGGGCGAUUUUGCAAAAACACAAGAAAGUAUCGCUGCAGCUUCCGCCGAUCACGACAUCAGCACCGGCGAAAGUGACGACGAGCUGUCUUGCAGUAGCGAUGAAGAAAGCUGCAUCACACUAAAGGUUUCCAAAAGCAUUGGGCCUGUACUGCUCCAAGCAAUAAAACAUGUGCACAAAACCCCGGCAGAGCUACAUGCGCUCAAAUCAUUGGUGAACACAUUGAGUGAAGAUUUAUCUGCGAGAAAGCAAUUUACUGUCAGCGAAACAAAAAUUUAUAAGUUGCUGACGACCCUUUCCUUGCGGCUUCGCAAUACUGAUGUAAUAAAGCUUUUCACGUGUAUAAAAACAGAGCUCCAUGGUAGGACGGUUUUCGAAGUUGAACCGUUCAUUGCGGCUAUAAAGGAACAGAUCGAUAUCGCCAUUGGUCCUCAGAAGGAGGCACCAGCGACUGUCGCAAAUGUAGAUCUACCGCCUGUCGAAGUGAAGCCCAUCCCCGCAGCAACUACAGCAUCUUCUUCGUUACUCGAACCAGUUUUAGCAAAAAAGAUCUAUCGAUGCUUUCUAGCCGCAGCUCAGCACAAUAUUAGCGGUCGAAAGUUACUAGAAAAAUGUGAUACUGCAGGAACAGGAACACUCACGCUACUGGAAUUUCAAACGGUGCUUCGCCUGAUGGGGUGUAGGUUGACGGAUUCUGAACUCGAGGCAGUUAAGACUGCUCUUGGACACCCAAUGUCUGCCCAAAUAAAUUACAACAUUCUGGUCCAACAAAUGCGACCAGAUUCUCCUCAGCCAAGAACAGCGCAGAAAAAAAGCACUGAAGCUUUUCAGGCGUCUAGAAGCGCUGACAAGUUUCAGCAUAAUUCGAUGAAACCAAGCUCAGUAUCUCAUAGUCACCAUUUUCCGGCACAAUUUGGCCCAAAGGCAGUGUGUACUAAUGCACCUACAUCUUUUGAAGAAGCGAAGCGCGUCGAUAACUUCGUGGGUCAUUUUUUUUCUGAGCUUUUAAAUGUGCGGCGAAUUGACUCAGCGACGCUAUACCAUAACUUUGAGCUUUAUGAUAUCAAGUCCACGGGGUUCAUUUUCAUUGAUGCAUUUAGUGCUGUAAUGAGAAAGCUAAAUAUUUUUUUGCCGUCUGAUGUGGCAACGACUGUUAUUUCUCGAUUUACAUCGGUGGUGAAGGAAAAAUUUGAUUACAUCGACUUUUGUCAGGUCGUUGCGACUUUUCUCCAGCCAAAAUCACCACCUCCACGAAUGCAACGAGGUGUUCAAGCUUCCAGGACAGCUUCGUCGUCAAUGUCUGAUCCAAAAGCUGUACGCCCCGAAGCUUCACAAACACAAACCAGUCGUAAAGUUACCUCUGACAAGGUGACCAUCGAAACACCAUCGAGACAAAACAACGAGGUGGAUAAGCAAGCUGUUGAUGUUGUAAGAUUUUGCUGA